This is a messenger RNA of Phyllostomus hastatus (greater spear-nosed bat), 1496 nucleotides long. RefSeq names its product peroxisomal trans-2-enoyl-CoA reductase (gene PECR). Lineage: Eukaryota; Metazoa; Chordata; Mammalia; Chiroptera; Phyllostomidae. Bases 82 to 963 code for a protein of 293 amino acids. Gene Ontology annotation, cellular component: peroxisome. Gene Ontology annotation, biological process: phytol metabolic process. The record is from RefSeq and is a predicted model, not a curated record. Gene Ontology annotation, molecular function: trans-2-enoyl-CoA reductase (NADPH) activity. The transcript is spliced from 9 exons.
CGCUUAGGCCUGCCCAGGUCCGAGGUCCCUGUAACUGUAGGAUGUUGUCCUGCUCUGAGCGCCUUCGUACCCCGAGUGAUCAUGAGUCUUCCGGCCAAGCGUACGAGCUGCCUGGCGCCCGGCUUGCUGCAGAAUCUAACAGCCAUCGUCACCGGCGGGGGCACGGGCAUCGGAAAGGCCAUCGCGGGCGAGUUGCUGCAGCUGGGCUGUCAUGUGGUCAUUGCAUCCCGUAAGUUUGAUGUAUUAAAAUCUACUGCUGAUGAACUGAAGGCCCAGCUGUCUGCCACCCACCAGUCUCAAAUCACCCCUAUAAAAUGCAACAUCCGAAACGUAGAGGAGGUAAAUGAUUUGGUCAAAUCCACCUUGGAUAUUUAUGGGAGGAUCGAUUUUUUGGUGAACAAUGGAGGAGGCCAGUUCCUGGCUCCUGCAGAGGACAUCAGUUCGAAGGGGUGGCACUCCGUGGUCGACACCAACCUGUCGGGCACCUUCAACAUGUGCAAAGCAGUUUACAACUCUUGGAUGAAAGAACAUGGAGGAUCUAUUGUCAACAUCACCAUGCUUAGUAAAAAUGGAUUUCCAGGAGCUGCGCAUAGUGGAGCUGCCAGAGAAGGUGUUUGCUGCCUCACCAAAACCUUAGCUUUGGAAUGGGCCAGAAGUGGAGUAAGGCUCAACUGUGUUGCCCCGGGAAUCAUUUAUUCCCAGAGUGCUUUUGACAACUACAGUCACAUGACACCAGAAGUAAUUACAGGGUACAUUCGGGCAAUCCCAGCUAAAAGAUUUGGAGUUCCUGAAGAGGUCUCCUCCGUGGUGUGCUUCCUGCUCUCUCCAGCAGCUUCCUUUAUCACCGGGCAGGUCGUGGCUGUGGAUGGGGCCCAGUCUUUGUAUAAUUGCCUGUAUGAUGUACCAGAUUACCAGCCCUGGAGUGAGAAUGCCUGGCAUGCAACGUGGCUCUACUCUUAUUAGCUGGAUGACCUUAGGAAGAUUACCUUCUAUCAUAACAACUGGCCAGACGGAACAGGGGACCUUUCUGCUGUCAAAAAGAUGAAAGCAUCUUCAAAGAUUAAGGCCAGUCUCUAAGGAAAGAAGGAUACGUCUUCUGUCCCCAAAUGCCUUACCAUCUUUAAAAUGCACUUCUAUACUUUAUAGGAGUUUGUAAUUUGUGGAGGGAAAUCGUUUGGUGCCUUUUUCAGAUUGUUGACUUUGUCUAUGCAAAAAUGAUUCCUGAUAUAAAUGCAUUUUUAAGUCUCAAUCAAUACCUUUUAGCCAGUGAUUUAAAACAUUUUUAAGAAUGGAAAUUAACAUACUUUAUGAUUAUACUUUUUGUUUCUGGAAGGGUGUUUGAAAGAUGAAAUAACUUCUCCCAAAACGUUUAACUGUAGAGGCAGACAACAAAUCUAAAUUGUGGCAUCAUUACAAUUCUGAUAACCAGAGUCAUACAGUGAUAUAUUUUACCUUGCAAAUACUUUGGAUCAAUAAAGCUUUAUGGCAAUUAUCGA